Molecule: messenger RNA, 7134 nt
Organism: Canis lupus familiaris (dog)
Lineage: Eukaryota; Metazoa; Chordata; Mammalia; Carnivora; Canidae
Gene: EXD3
Product: exonuclease 3'-5' domain containing 3
Exons: 25
Coding region: 609-3422 (937 amino acids)
Biological process (GO): nucleobase-containing compound metabolic process
Molecular function (GO): nucleic acid binding; 3'-5' exonuclease activity
Source: RefSeq, a predicted model, not a curated record
CCGCCCCUUCCCUCCAAUCGGUCGCCCCCAGCCCGACUUCCGCCCUCAGCUCCCAGCGUUCGCGUUUCCCCGCCGGUAGCGCCCCCGGCCGGGUGGGUCUCAGUGCGCCGGGGAAAGCCGUCCGGGAUCGCUGCGGCCGCGGCCGGGCCAGGGUUCCGGGCGGACCCCGCGGGCUCAGGAUGGGCCUAUGAGUCCUGUGACCUGGGAGCCACGGCUCCUCCCUGUGUGACCUGAGGAGAAGAGGGCUGAGUCCUGACUUGGCAGACCUGGAGGCCCCCCAGGAAGCUCCCUCAGCGAACGUCCAUGGGCCUGGGCCCCUGAGGACCUGCUUCCUCACCUUUGGGCCUGGGUUUCCUGACCCAUUAGCCUGGAAGAUGCAGAACUGCCUGAAAGACUUGGAGUGACCAGUGACCAGUGUCCGGUUCUGCUGUGUACAUGUGGAAAUCCGUGUAUGAGCAGGCAUUGAAGCAGCUGGAGUGGCCACAGCACAUGUGCCCAUCUGUGCAGACCCCACAGUUCCUACUCAGGGGAGGAGCCCAGGAAAGGGAGCUGUUUCCUCAGAUCCUCACUCGGGCUGCCUGUGGCCUCCCCCAGCCCCCCCUUUGAGGAUGGACCCAGCAGGUGCUGAUGGAGACCCCGCUGCUGGCAACCUCGCUGCCGAUGGCACAGCUGGUGACCCUGGAGGCAACCCUGUUGGUAGUGAGUACCAUUCUGUGGGCCAGGACCCGUUUCCGUUCCUGCAGGCCCUGCAGAAACUGUGGUCCACGCGGGAGCUGCAGCAGCUCCGGGAGGAGGCCUGGCGGGGCUUUGAUGCCCUGGACGAUCCGCGGACGGGACUCCUAGCCAUGCUGGAGAGCAGCCGGGGCUGGCAGCAGAAGGGCCCCUCCCUGGAGUCCUGGCUUACCUGUCAGCUGCAGCACUGGCUGCAGGCACAGCCACUCCCAGGGCCAGCCCAGUGCAGCUUGAAGCUGAAGCAGCUGCAGGCCCAUGCACUCAGGGUCCUUGCUGAGAGCCCCCCUGUGCUGGUGGAACCACUGGUGAGCAUCUUCCAGCUGCAGGAUGCAGACCAGAGCCCCCUGCUGACUCAUGUCCACCAGCUCCACCGGGAGGGCAAGUUCAAAGAAGCUGCUCUGCUGGGCAUGAAGCUGAAGCUACAGCCAGGACUUGAUGUUGAAAAGAUGAGCAUCCCGCUGCUUCUCCAGGACAAGGUGAACCUUGUGGAGCGUUACGUAGCUGGCUUCCCGGACCUGCAGAGGAGGCUGCUGGCCCUCCUGGACUCCUGGUGCCAGCCUGACUUUGACAUCAGAGUUGUUGCCAGGCAGCACCCGCAGGUGAUGUCCCCGAGGUUGGAGAGGCUGAGUCCCAGAGCGCUGAGUCAGCAGGUCCUGAGUCUGCUAGAACGGCAUGGCCUGGACCCAGCACUGUGCCCCAACGUUGUCACCCAGCGGCGCCUGGCCACUCUGCGCUACCUGUGCUAUAAGCGGCUUGUGGAGGGAAGCAUGUCCCAGGAGAACUGGACUGACCAUGUGCAGUGCCUGGUUGGGCAGGACGAGUGGCUGCAGGAGGAGCUGCUUCGGCUGCUGGCCUCUCCCGACAACAAGGCCGCAGCUGCCCAGUGUGCCCUGGACCUCUCACUGCCCGAGGAGCGGCUGUCGGCCCCUGUGGCUACAGAGCUCCGCCGGCUCAAGCUCCAGGAGCGGAGGGCCGAGGCACCUCUGGAAGACAGAAGGGAUGGUUACUACCAGCCGCCCAUCAGCAGGGAGGACAUCCACUUCCUGGCCUCUUGGGAGGACUUGGCCCGGCAUGAGGCGGAGCUCCUGCAGCCUGGCCAGGUGGUCGGUGUGGACCUGGAGUGGCGACCCUCGUUUGGCACAGGGGGCCGGCCCCAGGCAUCAAUCAUGCAGGUGGCGGUGGGGGGCCGUGUGUUCCUGCUGGACCUGCCUCUGCUCUCACAGCCAACAGGAGGCCAGGCGUCUCAGGCCUUCUGUAGGCUGGUGUCCCAGCUCCUCUCUGAUCCCUCCAUCACGAAGCUAGGUUAUGGGAUGGCAGGGGACCUUCGGAGCCUGGGUGCUUCCUGCCCCACCCUGGCUCAUGUGGAGAAGCAGCUGCGGGGCGGCCUAGACCUGCUGCAGGUGCAUAGGCAGAUGCGAAUAGCAGACAUGCCAGCUCUAGGUAGGGGUGAGGCCAGGGGUCUGCGAGGCCUCAGCCUCCUGGUGCAGCAGGUGCUGGGCCGGCCCCUGGACAAGGCACAGCAGCUCUCCAACUGGGAUCGGCGCCCGCUGAGUGAGGAGCAGCUGGUUUAUGCAGCUGCUGAUGCCUACUGCCUGCUGGAGGUGUACCAGACUCUGUGCAGAGAACCUGCCAGCUUCUCCCUGUCUGAAGACCUGGCCAAAAGCCUGAGGCCAGGACACAGCGAGAGGUCAGGGCCCCAGGAGCUGCCCCGCCUGCAGGUGGCCCCAGCCUUGGCCUGGCAGGAGCCUGCAGCCAAAGAGGACAUGGCCCCAGGAGUCCCAGCCAGGGCCUUCCGUGUGGUGUGCGACAACAUGCUGCAGGGACUAGCCCGGAGCCUGCGCUGUCUGGGCGUGGACGUGCUGGCACUGGGCACCGAUGAUGACCACCGCAGGGCGGCAGAGGUUGCCAGGCAGGAGGGAAGAAUCAUCUUGACAUCUGGGCUGCCGUACCACAAGCUCCGGGCCCAGGUCGGGGCUGGGCGCUGCCUCUCAGUGGACUGUUCCCUCAAGGCCCGGCAGCAGGCGAAGGCCGUGCUCAAGCAUUUCAACGUGUGUGUCACCCACGCAGACAUCUUCAGCCGUUGCCAGGCCUGUAACUGUGACCGGUACCUGAAGGUCUCCAAGGACAUGAUGAGGCAGCUGGUGCGGCUCGGCAGCCCCCAGGAAGAUGCCCACAGCACAGGUGACAAGGCUGACCCGAGUGAGGACUUACAGGAUGCAGGCGACACCCCCGACGAGGCCCCCAGAGGGGGCUACACCUCUCACCUGUCUUGCCGCUGGCUGGAGGCGGCCGACCUGCAAAGCCACGCGCCUGCCACCCUGGCCAACGGCACCCGGCUGCAACUGGCGAGGGUCCCGGAGGGCGUGCUGUGGCGGCCAGACUUGAGGCACUUCUACUGCUGCUCGGGCUGCGGCAAGGUCUUCUGGGAGGGCUCCCACCUGGGCCGCGUCACCUCGCACUUCAGCGAAGUCCUGAACAGUGCCGCCGGCUCCCAGAGGCAGCCCAAGCCCCCUGGCCCAGCCAGCGGCCCCCCAGCACAGCGCCCCAACCCCACUGGCCUGGUCCCCUGGGGUGGGCCGAGGCAGGACACCCUGACCUACACGGACCCAGUGCCCACCCCAGAGUGCUCCAGAUUGCCAGCAGGACCCCCCGCACAGAGCACAGCUCGGGGGGACACGGUCUGCCCAUAGUCAGGAUGCUCACACCCUGAGGAAGGUGGGAAGGACAUGCCUGGUAGAGGGCACUGCAUAAAGGCCCAGGUGUGGGACCCAAGUGGCUCCCCGUCCCCAGGACUCUGCAAGCUGCAGGAGGUGGGGGACACACAGGCCCCCUGCGCCGGUGGCCCACUCCCUUUGCUGUGAUAGCAGACGCACUCCCCACCCCACUAGCCCAUUCUGUUGGCCUCCCCAGGCCUCCCCUGCCUUCCCUUCCCCCAAGCAGGUCCCAGCCAGGCCAGCCUCAGGACCCUCCAGCUCCCCCUCCAGUCCCAGGGAUCCUGCUAGGCAGGCUCUUCAGGCCAGAUGUGGGGGGGCUUCCUGGGGUUAAGCCCCAGCCCCACCUGGUGCCUGAGGCAGGGCAGCCCCCCUUGUGGAAGACAUCCAUGUGUACUGGAAGGCCGGGGCCUGGAGGGAAGGCAGCGCCUCUGAGUCUGCGACCCUGGCCCCCCGCUGGCCGGAGCUUGACCCCACAGGCCUCCCCCGGCUCAAGGCUGGGUGGCCUCCUCUCCUGCAAGAGGGCAGCAGCUGAAGCCCCAAGGGGCCCCUGCACACAAGAGCCCCCUCCUCAGCUUCAGGAAGCAGCUGCUUUUCCACCCACCGGAGGGAAACUGAGGUGCUGGCACCCCAGGGCCCUGCAGGCCUCACUGCCAGGUGGGUGGGGAGAGGAGCCAGACUGCAUCUUGCCCUCGCUGCCUCCUCCUGGCUCACCCCCCAGGAAUGUGUGCUCCCCCCCUCCACAUCCCUUUCCUGUCCUUCCUGCCUUGAGCGGAAACCAGCUCAGAUUUGGCUGAGGAGCCCAGGCGGAAACCUCGGGGGCCGCUGGGGCUGGGGGCUAGAGCAGGGCCGCCGUCUGUGCCCCGAGUGGGUGCACCUGUGGGUACCAGGUACCAGGUGGCUCUGGCCAUGCCCCAGGCCAGGGUCAGGCCACAGGGUGUGCAUGCAAGGGCUCCUCCCGCAGGCCGCACAGACGUCCCACCAUCUUCCCUGUCCUCUGCUUCCCCGGAAGUGCCCACUGGGCUCCGGGGCAUGCCUGGGCUGGCUGCAGCUGGUGCCCCUGCUCAGAUGGAGAGGCCAGGAGGCCCCGGGGACAGGGCCAGGCUGAGUGGGCAUUGUGUCUGGGCCAAGUGUGCACGCUGGCCUUCUGGUCACUGCUGGGCUGUUGAGGUGAGUGGGUUGGCCAGGCCCCACCAGAGCCAGGCACCCUCUGUGGUCUGGGUGCUGCUUCCUAGAGCCAGAGCAGCACCGAAUCCUGUCCUAGGAGGCAGCCCAAGCUUGCUCCUCCCCAGGGGGCCAGGAGGAAACCCCCGGGGGUGCUGGCCCCCGCUGCCCACCCCCCUGCUUCCUGGAGACUCUGCCCUGAGGCCCUGGUGUCAAGGGCAGCUGGUCCUCAACAGAAAAAGGCCAGAGCAGGGGCAGCACGGGGAGACCAAGUGUCCUUCUUGCCCAGUACCCCUGCCCCGGGUGCCCCUCACGGCCUCGCCUGUACCAUCCCACCUGCCUUCCCCACCUCCCCAGCCCUCUGCCACCCAGCCUGGCUCCGCGGCCACCCUGGUCCUGACCAUCCGGGGUCAGGCCAGCAGCCUCUUAAGGCCCCACCCCAGGCCAGGGGUCAGGCACCGUGCUGGCAGGGUGGGCUGGGGCCCUGGUGCCAGGCGCUGCCCCGAGCAGCCGGUGGGGCAGGCCAGAGCUGCGCAGGGAUUGUCUGCCCCAGUUCCUGCCCUGGGCGUCCUUCCUCCGCUCUGGCCGAGGGCUGAGUGUUUGUUAUUUGAUCUCUAUCCUCUCGGCCCUUCUACCAGGUGUCUGGGCUGCUGGGAAGAAACACUCUCCUCUUUCCCACGCUCCCCGACACAUUUUAAUGAAUUAGCUGGAAGCCCCGCCCCCGCCCGUCCGCCCGCGCGCCCUCCCUCCCCCGCCUAGUGCUUAAGGGGGCCGCAGGCCCUGGCCCAGCUCCGGCCGCGGCCUCCCCUGCGGCCCUCCCCCGCCGCCAGGCUCUGCCAACGAGCUGCCGGCACCCACUGCUCCGGCUCCUCCCCCAAGGCCCUGCGGGCGGCACCCCUGCACCACAUCCUGGGAGCAGAUGCAGAGGACCGGCCUGCCUAUGGAGCCCGGGUUCAGGCGACCCCCACAUACCCGGGGUCAGGGCUUUCUCCCCCAGAGCCAGGGAAGCGCCUGCCUGUUUGUGGAAGUGAAGACAGCACUGAGAAAAGCUGCAGAUGCCCAAGGGGGUCGCUCGGCGCCCAGGCAGGGCCUGGCCAAUGGCAGGCUUCUCCCCCUCCCUCCAGGGCAUUUGGAACAAAUGUCCUCCUUUCUCGGAACAUCCCUUGGGCAAACAUUUAGGAGGCAGUGCCCUGCAAGCCCUUCUUCCCCUCCUGUCCUAGGAUGGGGCAGCCCCUAGGGAGUGGGCCAGAGCUGCUCAGAAUGCAUUGACUGCCCUGCCACGGAAUCCCAUCAGCCCCUAGGGACAGUGUGACCCUCACCUGAACUCCACAAUGGCAGGCCCAGCUGCACCUGUCUGACUCUCACCCCGAGCCCUGCGCGUGUGAGCCUCAGGCCAGACUCAUGGCCACUGUGGCCACGCCGCCCCGGCUGGGGACACCCAAACCACCGAUUUAAUGGCUUGCAGUGGCAGCCGCGCAUUCCCACACGCAGCUCACAGGGCCCCUUUGUUUGCCCUCCCUGACGCUGGCGCGGGUAUUCCUGGGACUUUGCUCCCAGGCUCUGCCUGGGCCCAACAGGGUCUCUGAGAUGCCCUUCUUCAGGUCAGGUGACCUGAGCCCACCUGGGCCGGGGCCUGGCUUUGAACGAGCCACCCUCGGGGGACCGCCUUGGGCAUGGCCAGAGCUGGUGCACGUUCCCAGCAUGCUGCCCCCAUGCCCAACCCUGUUCCAGGGAGAAGCAGACAGCAGGGUGGCAUGUGCUGCCUAGCGUCCCAGCCCUGCAGAGGGUCACAUGCUUACCACUCCGACGGUCACUGUCCAGAGGUUUCUGUGGGCCCCGGUGGACAGGGCCUGGCCCUCUUCCCUGGUGCUGGGGUGGUUGGGGGCCCCAGCUUCAAGGUGUCCACAGUCCAGCGGCACCUGUUCCCAGGCCCUCUUACUGGACCCAGGGACACUUCCUGGUAAGAGGAGUGUCCUGAUAGCAGCCCCCUCCCAGGUCACACCCACAGCUGGCCCUAGCGCAGGGCUCUGUGGGGCACUUCUGCGGGGGGAAGCCAGGCCUUGCAGAACUGCUGGACCACCAGCUGGACCACUGGCCUCAGGGAGACCAGCGAGUAGGACUCCGGGAGCUCUGGCUGCCAGGAGGGCCCUGGAGGGUCAGCUACGGUCAUGUCUCAGCUUGGCAGACUAGAGGCAGCCAGUCCUGGGUUGGCCUUGCCCAGUUUUUCCUGUGGUUUGGCUGUGACUCUUCUAGGGCACAGAGCAAGAUGGGGGUACCACUGCAUGUGUGCAGACACUCAUGGGCCCCCCCAGACAAGACCAAGCGGGUGGGCUCCCCAGAUAAGGCUCGCAACUGCCUCCUGGGACUGGAAACUGGUCUCCUCCUGCUGCCCAAGGCCUGCUGCUCCGAGACUCAUUCCUGCCCAAUUUCCAGACACCACAGCCCAGCUAUAAACUGUAAAACCCUAAUGAGGAAAUUUGGUGGCAGUAUUAGAGCAUCAAUAAAAUAUGGGUUUACAGUUUGAAAA